AAGGGUUUGCGGGGGGGGGGGGGUAAAGUUUGGGGAAGGACUUUGGCGGGUCCCUUUCGCCCCCGAGUCCGGCGCAGCGAGGCUGGCCGGCGGGGCGCAGCGCGGUCCGCUUGGCUGGGCGCUGCCUGCCCGCGCCCGCGAUUCCUGCUCCUGCUCGGCGGCGCCUCCGUCCGGUGGGGGAUGCCUGCCGGCAUGUUCAGCAUCGACAGUAUCCUGGCGGCCCGCCCGCGCUGCAAGGAGGCCCCCUCCUCGGCGGUGCUGCAGCCCCCCAGCACCGCGCCCGUCGUCUUCUCGGCCAGCCUCCACGGGGGGGACUCGCUUUACGCCUCGGCCGGCGCCGACUACGGCGGAUACUACUCGCGGGCGGUGGCUCCGGCGUCCGGCCUGCCCGCGCUCGGCGGCUCCAGGCUGGGAGGCUACGGCAACUACUACUACGGGCAGCUGCAGGUCCAGGCGUCCGCCGUCGGCCCCUCUUGCUGCAGCGCCGUGCCUCCCCUAGGCGCUCAGCAGUGCUCCUGCGUCCCCACCACAGGCUAUGAAGGUACCGGCUCUGUCCUCAUGUCUCCCGUGCCCCACCAGAUGUUGCCCUACAUGAACGUGGGCACCUUGUCCCGGACGGAACUGCAGCUGCUGAAUCAGCUCCACUGCCGGAGGAAACGGAGACACCGGACCAUCUUCACGGACGAGCAACUGGAGGCUCUGGAGAACCUCUUCCAGGAAACCAAAUACCCAGAUGUGGGGACAAGGGAACAGCUGGCGAGGAGGGUGCAUUUGCGGGAGGAGAAAGUGGAGGUUUGGUUCAAGAACCGCCGGGCCAAAUGGAGGCGGCAAAAGCGGUCUUCGUCGGAGGAGUCCGAAAACGCCCAGAAGUGGACUAAAGCGUCCAAAACCUCUCCGGAGAAGAGGCAAGAAGACCACAAAAGCGACGUGGACUCGGACAGCUGAUGCGGACGGCGGCCGCGGGACGGACUGUCUUGUCUGCUGCGACUUGCCCGGGGAAGAUGGUCGCGAUUCUUGCACAGACUCUGCGUUUGCAGGAGGAGGAGGCGGCGGCGGCGGCGGGGAAGGGGGACGGUCUCUCGUUUGUAUAUAGUGCGCUCGACCCGAGGAGGGAGAUCCCGCUGAAAUAAAAGCGUGGCUUUUGCGGAGGUGUUGCACAGGUGGA
Messenger RNA from Sphaerodactylus townsendi, 1165 nucleotides. It is a transcript of the gene GSC, whose product is annotated as goosecoid homeobox. The coding region runs from base 181 to 945 and encodes 254 amino acids. Gene Ontology annotation, biological process: regulation of transcription by RNA polymerase II. NCBI's taxonomy places the organism in Eukaryota, Metazoa, Chordata, Lepidosauria, Squamata, Sphaerodactylidae. The record is from RefSeq and is a predicted model, not a curated record. Gene Ontology annotation, molecular function: RNA polymerase II cis-regulatory region sequence-specific DNA binding; DNA-binding transcription factor activity, RNA polymerase II-specific. The transcript has 3 exons. Gene Ontology annotation, cellular component: nucleus.